AUGUCGCUACUACAUGAUCACGUUUUAAUUAUCACAGGCAGUACGUCUGGGAUUGGUCUAGUCACUGCAACUCUAGCUCUGAGUGAAGGAGCCAAGGUAUUAGGUGUUGAUGUCUCAUCUGCGCCCAAGUCAUUGAAUGAAAACCCGAAUUUCAAGUUCCUCCAGAGAGAUCUGACCGAUGCGGCGUCAGCCAAGGAUAUUGUUGACACCUGCGUUCGGCAGUUCGGUGGACGGAUUGAUGGACUCUUGAACAUCGCUGGAAUCAUGGACCAUAAUGGGAGUGUCGACAGCUUGACAGACGAAAUGUGGGAUCAGUGCAUUGCGAUUAAUCUUACGGCUCCGGUAAAGCUGAUGCGGGAGGUUAUUCCGAUAAUGCGAGCGCAGAGGAGCGGGAGUAUUGUCAACGUCGGUAGCAAAGCAGCUACAAGUGGUGCCGCAUCAGGUGUUGCCUACACUGCUAGCAAGCAUGGAUUGAUAGGAGCGACGAAGAAUGUUGCUUGGAGAUACAAACAGGAGGGAGUUCGCUGCAACGCUGUCUGCCCGGGUGGUGUUCCAACUGGCAUAGUUCAAGCGUCAAACCCAGACCUUUGGGACAACGCCGCGCUAGAGACGAUGUCGCCUGUACACCAGGCGCAUGCCUCUGACAGGCCUAAGGGCCUCGGCGUUGAGCCUGAUGAUAUUGCUCAAUGUCUCUUAUUCUUGAUAUCUAAACAAAGUAAAAGGAUCAGCGGGGCAGUUAUUCCAAUCGACAAUGCCUGGUCAGUGAUUUAA
Penicillium daleae is the source of this 771-nucleotide messenger RNA. RefSeq names its product SDR family NAD(P)-dependent oxidoreductase. NCBI's taxonomy places the organism in Eukaryota, Fungi, Ascomycota, Eurotiomycetes, Eurotiales, Aspergillaceae. Bases 1 to 771 code for a protein of 256 amino acids. The transcript has 4 exons. The record is from RefSeq and is a predicted model, not a curated record.